Molecule: messenger RNA, 576 nt
Organism: Lottia gigantea (owl limpet)
Lineage: Eukaryota; Metazoa; Mollusca; Gastropoda; Lottiidae
Exons: 1
Coding region: 1-576 (191 amino acids)
Biological process (GO): regulation of transcription by RNA polymerase II
Cellular component (GO): transcription regulator complex; nucleus
Molecular function (GO): DNA-binding transcription factor activity, RNA polymerase II-specific; RNA polymerase II cis-regulatory region sequence-specific DNA binding
Source: RefSeq, a predicted model, not a curated record
AUGUUUCCUUUACCAACGUUACACUUUACACCACAACAAGUAGCCAAAGUAUGUGAAACUUUAGAAGAAAGUGGUGACAUUGAAAGAUUAGGACGAUUUUUGUGGUCGCUACCAGUGAAUCCUUCUGCUAUGGAAGCUUUGAACAGACAUGAAUCUAUAUUACGGUCUAGAUCCUUGGUGAGUUUUCAUACUGGGAAUUUCAGAGACUUAUACCAUAUUUUGGAAAAUCAUAAAUUCACGAAGGAAUCCCAUGCAAAACUUCAGGCUAUGUGGUUAGAAGCUCAUUAUCAGGAAGCAGAAAAGCUCAGGGGCCGACCCUUGGGCCCAGUUGAUAAAUACAGAGUUCGUAAGAAGUACCCACUGCCCAGAACGAUAUGGGACGGGGAGCAAAAGACUCAUUGUUUUAAAGAACGAACGAGGAACUUGUUACGGGAAUGGUAUUUACAAGACCCUUAUCCUAAUCCGACAAAGAAGAGAGAAUUAGCUCAAGCCACCGGACUCACCCCUACACAAGUUGGUAAUUGGUUUAAAAAUAGGAGACAAAGAGACAGAGCUGCAGCAACAAAAAAUAGGUAA